This is a messenger RNA of Didymosphaeria variabile, 225 nucleotides long. RefSeq lists its product as uncharacterized. NCBI's taxonomy places the organism in Eukaryota, Fungi, Ascomycota, Dothideomycetes, Pleosporales, Didymosphaeriaceae. The record is from RefSeq and is a predicted model, not a curated record. The transcript has a single exon. The coding region runs from base 1 to 225 and encodes 74 amino acids.
AUGUCCACUCAAACCGAAUACGUCUACAUCCCCAACCUGAUUGGCGGCCAAAUGCUACGCAUUCCGGUCUUUUCGGUCGAGGAUGACUACGAGGAGGAACCACUUGCCAUCCCCUCGCCUUCACAUCUCACAAUCGACACUUCCGCCCUCGCCAUCCCCACUCGUGACGCGUCACGAGCACCGAGCGUUGACUCUGCUGUGGAGAGCAUCGAGGAGGCUGAGUGA